ACAGGAACCGUGCCCUGGGCCGUCCACACCAGAUCCAGUCCCUCCUGUUACCGGUUUGUACCGGCCCCCUCCUGCCCACAGACUGGGUGUUCCUGCCACUGGUACAGCUGCACAGCAUGGCCAACAGUCUGGAGUCUAGAGGAUACCCAGUGGAGACUGUACCAGCAGAUGUCGUCGCCACGGUAACCAAUAGCCUGAGGCUGGUCCUGAUGCUGGAGACGUGGCGCCCAGAAACCCUCACAGCUCUGACAGCGGCCGCCAAGCUGACCAGGCUCAUGUGUGUGUUCCUUACAGGAAGUGAGUUGUUCCUGGACAGCUCAGUGCACCACAUCCUGUCUGCCCUGCUGAGGCACUACACCCAGCCUGGGCUGCUGGCAGGGCUGGACUUCAACAUGCCCAUCCCUGGGAUCACAUCCUUCUAUGACCUCUACAAGGGCCUAUUAGCCCAGUACGAGGCCACGUCUUUCGGGGACCCCCUGUUUGCCAGUUUUGUGCUGUUGCCGCUGCAGCAGAGGUAUGGGGUGGGCUUCAAGAAGCUACUGUUGAGUGAGCAUGAUGCCGUUUUCAGGACGUUCCCUCUACAGUUCCAAGAGCUGGUUGUACCAGUAGAGAACUACCUGGAGCCCCAGGAGACAGACCAGGAGCUCCUACAGAUGUACCUGGGGGUGUUGUUAUCAGGAACGGUCAGGCAGCAGUGGGCUCCCUUCUUCUACCUCGUCAUGGUCAAACACAUCAUGGGCUAUGUCUUUGGUCAUCAGUCUGGUCAGGAUACUGCAAAAAGAAGUCUUCUAAGACAAGUGAUGUCAUCAAGAAAUGAGAUCCUGAAGCACCAUCUCCUUUACUUCCAUCAAGUCAACCUGGAGGCUCCACCUUUGGGAUUCGACCUUCACUGUCAGCUGCCGCCAGACAGACUACAACUGAUGCAGGAUAUAGGAGAUCUGUAAUAUUAGCUGCAUCAACUUUAACUUAUCAUUUUAGACUAAAAUAUCUAAUUUAGUCCUUACUUGAAAGAUAAGUUCCUAAGUUUGUGGAUCAUUGGCAUGGUAUAGCACACCAACAAAAUGUAAGAAUCAAGAAUAUAUGUUUGUGGCCUGACAAUGGAAUCAUGUACUGGUGACCUACUGAGCAACAUUUAUAAAGAAAGCAAGACGGAAUUAUCUUAUUUCUGUGAUAUGUCUUUUUCUUCUGCUGUCAA
Messenger RNA from Branchiostoma floridae (Florida lancelet), 1195 nucleotides. Its product is annotated as RNA polymerase II-associated protein 1-like. The record is from RefSeq and is a predicted model, not a curated record. NCBI's taxonomy places the organism in Eukaryota, Metazoa, Chordata, Leptocardii, Amphioxiformes, Branchiostomatidae. The transcript is spliced from 7 exons. Gene Ontology annotation, cellular component: nucleus. Gene Ontology annotation, biological process: transcription by RNA polymerase II. The coding region runs from base 117 to 944 and encodes 275 amino acids.